UCUUCAACUCUCCGAUCACUUCUCAAUUAGCUCUUAUUACAUCGUUUGUUUUACUACUUAAAUCACAAAAAAAGAUUAGAGUCUCUUGUUGUUACAACAAAUGACGAUCUUCAAGAUUCUUGUAUUGUUAUUGAGUUUGUCUUGUUUCUCUCAAGCACAGCUUUCUCCUACUUUCUACGACCAAACUUGUCCAAACGCUCUCUCAACCAUCAGAUCAUCAAUCCGAUCCGCAAUCAGCCGUGAGCGUAGAAUGGCUGCUUCUCUUAUCCGUCUUCAUUUCCACGACUGCUUCGUCAAUGGUUGUGAUGCAUCGAUCAUGCUCGUGGCAACUCCUAACAUGGAGAGUGAGAGAGAUUCACUAGCAAAUUUUCAAUCGGCAAGGGGGUUUGAAGUUAUCGAUCAAGCCAAAUCCACUGUGGAGAGUAUAUGUCCCGGCGUUGUUUCUUGCGCUGAUAUUAUUGCCGUUGCCGCGAGAGACGCUUCUGAAUACGUCGGAGGUCCAAGAUAUGCGGUGAAGGUUGGUAGGAGAGAUUCCACCGCCGCGUUUAGAGCUAUUGCAGACAGUGGCGAUCUCCCCAGCUUCAGCGCAAGCCUCGACACACUCUCUGAACUCUUUCUUCGAAAAGGACUCAACACUAGAGACCUCGUCGCUCUCUCAGGAGCUCACACCUUGGGGCAAGCUCAAUGCUUCACGUUCAGGGAUAGGCUUUACGACAACUCGAGUGACAUCGACGCAGGAUUCUCCAGCACACGUAAGCGUCGUUGUCCGGUCAACGGUGGAGAUACGACUGGAGCACCUCUAGAUCAAGUGACACCAAACUCGUUCGACAAUAACUAUUACAGAAACUUGAUGCAGAAGAAAGGUCUUUUGGCGAGCGAUCAAGUUUUGUUCGGAACCGGAGCUUCAACAGACAGUAUUGUGACGGAGUACAGCAGAAACCCAUCUAGGUUCGCGUCUGAUUUUGCAGCUGCAAUGAUCAAAAUGGGAGAUAUUCAGACACUCACUGGUUCAGAUGGACAAAUCCGAAGGAUCUGCUCUGCUGUUAAUUAAAAGAGUUAUUAUAAUAUAGUCUUCUCUCCGAGAAAGUCUCAAGAGUAUUAAAAAUCCAAAUUGUUACAUGUUUACAUGUAUAUCAUCCAUUUGAUUCAUUAUUGUUGUAAUUGUGCGUACGUAACUAAUUUCCUGCAAUAAUUCGUUUGUUAUUUGAAUAUAUAUUGGAAUUAAUAAUUUGGCA
Molecule: messenger RNA, 1235 nt
Organism: Capsella rubella
Lineage: Eukaryota; Viridiplantae; Streptophyta; Magnoliopsida; Brassicales; Brassicaceae
Product: peroxidase 4
Exons: 4
Coding region: 101-1051 (316 amino acids)
Biological process (GO): response to oxidative stress; hydrogen peroxide catabolic process
Molecular function (GO): heme binding; peroxidase activity
Source: RefSeq, a predicted model, not a curated record